GCCACAUUAAAAGGAGCAUCUUAACUCUCAGUAUAAUGAUUAAAAUGGCUGUAAUUAGAUUGGAGUAGAGGAGUCGGCGUGCUACAUGCUAAGGGCGAGCAUGUUUUUUUUUCAUGGACUCAAAUAGUUGGCAAGGAUUGUGAAGCCCUGGUCGCACGUCAGGCGCGAACGCGGUUCCGACGGAAGAACCGGUGGCACAGCAGCAACUUUAGCCCGCUGAAAGCUCCAUUAUCAUUCUCGAUAUCGGAAACAAGGAUAGGAAUAGCAACUCUGAUAGCAAUGAUGUCAAGUUGAGUCUCGUUGCCGCUGUCAAAGGUGGCGUGCUUAGCUUACGCGUCAGACAGCACACAUUGGUGGGAUAGUGUACAUGGCCGCGGAGACAUCAUAUCCGUAUUAAAAGCGAAAAUAAUCCCGAGGUAAGGAGCCGAGGAGUGGCCAAAACCGUCGGCGUUUCUCUUUAUUUUCACCCGCUUCGGCUCUCUUUGCUCUCCCAAACUGUCUUGCAACCGUCGAAAUGAUCGCACGUAUAACAUUUAGGUGGCUCCCUUAAGAUCCAGCCAGCACAAGGAUUUUUUUCUGCUCUCCUCCUUCGUUUAUAAAGUCGCCAUUUUGCUUCACUGCUCGUAUAAACCAUCCGGUAUUCCGAUAUUUUUCCUGAAGGAGUCGAGGAUUUACAAAUCUUUUUGGGCUAUUUUUGGACUGUUUCACGGCAAGCUUGGAGCGGCGUCUCGUGCUUUAUACAUAUUAAUGCAGCAAAGGAAGGAGGCACGGCCAGGCGUGAAGGGGGGCAGGCCGACGGCGUUCCCCAUAUCACAAGCGUUGUGACCGGCCCUUGACACACAGCAGGUGGGAUUGCAAUGUAACAAACAUUGGUGGAUAAACACCCAAUACGGUGCCUCUCUUUGGAACCCCCUCCUCGUCCACGCCACGGGGGCUGACCUGUGUCCAGUCGGCCCUGAGCUGUGGCCAAGAGGCCAACACUUCAGGCAUGGAAAAUCCCAGUGGCACCAAGGCUGGGAAGCUGUCGUCAUCAGGGCUGCCAAGGGGCCGGACCUCUAAGCAUGGACAUCCUCAGGAGCCUGUCAGAACUGUGCCUUGCCCUGAAAACAACAUCAAACACACAUCUGUUUGUGGUGAGGCAGCAGAGGGGAAGCGGAAAGGUCGUCCUAAAGCAGAAGAAGACCGGGAACUGAGGAGCAUCCCUGCCCACUUGAUUGUACAGUGGAAGGAAGAGUUUAAGCGUCGCUCUAGAGUCAAAUGUCCAUGUUCGGGCUGCUGGUUGGACUUUCCCAGCAUCUAUGGUGUAAAAUACCACUAUCAACGCUGCCAGGGGACCAUCGAAGCUGAGAAGCAGAGUCAUGGUUGUCCCUAUUGUGAGGCAGUGUUUGCAACAAUGGUACGUUUACAGAAGCAUAUGCUUUGGAACCACCCAGAUAGGGUUAGUUUGGAGUCAAAGGAUGAGCAGCUUAAGCUUCAGAAGAACCCCGUCAAGUCCAGCACUGUAAAAAGACCGCUGGAGAAUAGGCCUCCAUCCCCAGUGUUCUUCAAAGUGAAAAAGACCCAAGAAGUGUCUGCCCCGUCUCACAAUGGAGAGCUGACCCAUCACAGGAGUGAGAGGAAACAGCACAACCAGCAAUCACUGCAGAGUCACCAGUCCCAGUCAGCCCAGCUUCAAAUUGAGCAGUCUCAGUCCCAAAGCACGUCCUCUGAUGCAGGGGGGAGUGAAAGUGAAUGUGGCAGCCUACCGCCAUCUUAUCCUGAUGAAGACCCAGAACGAAUGAAACACAGACGGAAGCAGAAAACACCUAAGAAGUUCACUGGAGAGCAGCCUUCAAUCUCUGGAACGUUUGGAUUGAAAGGUAUGACUAAAGUGGAGGAGAAGCUGAAAGCAAGCCGCAUAAAGAGACCUGAUGGUAGUGGAUUUAGCGAGGAGCCUCAUAGGCGACCAACAUCAAAUCAGUCCUUCACUAAACACACAGCAACCACUAGUUCAGGUACUGUUCCUGACAUUCAAUGGCAGAAAGCAAUUUCAGAGCGAGGCGAAGUGGUGUGCCCCACUUGUUCCAUCGUCACCAGGAAAACAAUACACGGCUUGAAGAAACACAUGGAAAUCUGCCAGAAGCUUCAAGAAGCCCUGAAGUGCCAGCAGUGCCAGAAACAGUUCAGAUCCAAAGCAGGACUUAACUACCACAACAUGGCAGAACACAACUCCAAGUCAUCUUGGAAUGAAGGCCAGAUGGACGACGAGCAUGAGGAAAGAGAAAGACUACGCCGAAUACUCAAACAGAUGGGUAGAAUCAAAUGUCCCAGUGAGGGCUGUUCAGCUCACUUCUCCAGUCUAAUGGGCUACCAGUACCACCAGAAGCGUUGUGGACGUGAGUUCUCUGAUGCUGAGAAAGCCAUGUUUUUGUGCCAGCACUGCGGGAAAACAUAUCGCUCCAAAGCUGGCCGAGACUACCAUGUGCGCACUGAGCACUCCCCAACCACCACCUCUACCACGACAGCCCCCAGCAUCAACAAAAACAAUAGGACUGACACCAACAACAACACUGGCAAAGAGAGGAUCACCUGCGAGAAGUUUUUAGUUGGGAAGCGAGAGCAAAGUCAGCCCGAGUGGCAUGUAAAUACACAAGUGGCCCAGGAGAAGGACAAGGUUAAAGACAAGGACAGCCAAGAGAAGAACAAGGUGAAGGAAAAGGCAGCGCAGAAGGAAAGCCCUCAAGAGGAUUUUGAACGAACACCUAGUGGUAGAGUGAGGCGCCGGUCAGCUCAGGUGGCAGUGUUCCAUCUACAGGAGAUUGCAGAGGAUGAGCUUGCCAAGGACUGGGGCACCAAACGUCGCAUCAAAGAUGACCUGGUGCCUGACAGUAAGAGGUUGAACUACACUCGCCCAGGCCUUCCCAACUUCAGCCGGGAGCUUUUAGAGACCUGGAAGACUCAAGUCAAAGAAAACGGCUUCAUCUGCUGCACCAAUGAGAAUUGUGAUGCCGUCUAUUCCAGUGUGUCUGGACUAAAAGCACACUUUGCCACCUGUAGUCAGGGAGGUGGAGAACUGGCAAAGUAUACGUGUUUGAUCUGCCAGAAGGAAUUCAAUUCAGAGAGUGGUGUCAAGUACCACAUAAGCAAGACACACUCACAGAAUUGGUUCCGUGCAUCAGCCGGUGAAGGGAUUUCCAGCAGCAAGACUAGAGGACUCGAUGAUGAUAGCAUUCAAGAAGAGGUGAGGAAUGGUGCCACCACAGGUAAAAAGAGGGGUCGCAAGCCCAAAGAACGUCCCCAGGUGGUUGCUCCUUUCCAAACACAAACUGAAGCAACUACCACCAAUCAAAACUCAGUGGUGGAUCCAACCCUGUUCUCUGACUCAGCACAGUCCCGAUCGCAAAGCCCUGAUUUUACAGACAUAACUAAUCCAGAGUUAAACCAACAGCCCAACGGCACUACUGCGCAACAAGGCAAACCGAAGAGGCUAUCAUCUUUGUCCGAGUAGCUCUGCUGUUAUCGACCAGGAAACCACAGAGGACACCUGCUGCAGAUGUGGCUAAACAACAACAACGAAAAAAUGUGCACUGAGAAAACAGAAAAUGUGGUCGCUCUUCUAAAAAGUAACCACGUUACAGUACUGUUUCCAUUUCAGUUUAGUUCACACAAUUUCACUUGUUAGAGAAUGAAAUCAAAGACUUCCAUGAAGUUGACUUCCACAGUGAUAUCAUUCUUCCCACAGAAAGACUGUUGCUUCCUAUCAGUGGAGGGUCAUUUGCUUAAAAAGACUCAUAUUCAAAACACCUCUCUUAGCAUGGUAAUGUCAAGAUGCUAGUGCUGUCACAUUUCUUUCUGUUUAAUCUGUACAUAAGCACAUAUAGUAUAGAUACAAUAUAUACUCGAACUAAUGAUACUGUCACAUUUGAACAUCUAACAAAACCAUAAUUGAUCGUGUGUCGUUCAGAAUGUUUUGUGUUUAAUGUUUUUAAUCUUUGUCAUAUCAUUUUAUCCCUGAUUGUUUAAUAAUGAAGCAAGUCACAUUUAAGCUCAACUUUUAUUUCAAGUGUUUUGAUGAAUUUUGUCAGUGUACCACUUGAAACCUAUCCCUACUUUGAAAACCAUAAUUAAGUGCGAAAAACGGGAUUUACGCAACAGAUAUUGGUAGCAGUAUAUUUAAUAUGUUUUGUUUUUCAGCAGUGUCGGAGUCAAUUGUCAUCAGGCAUAUUUUAAUUGAUUUUAAAAAAGUAAGCUUGAGAUAAUGUCACUACAGUCAGACAAGCCAAUUUGUUAGACUGAAGGACGAACUGUUGUGAAGAUCGUUGCACUGUUGCAGCACAAUCAAGUAGGGUAAAACCUUUUUUUAAAGAAGAAGCCAUAUUUUGGCUUUUGUUUUAUCUUACAGAGAUAAGAAUAGAAUAAAAAUACUAUAUUUUGUAGCAGUUUAGGAGAGUGAUCGUUUAUCAUUGCAAAUCGUGAUUCGCAUUUAAUAUAUACGAAUUUACACCCGGAUGUUCAAAGAUAUUGUAUUGCACUUUAACCCUUGUUCCCAUGUGAUUUUGCACUCUAAGGUGUAACCUUGUAGCUAUCAGACAAGAUGAAAAAUAUUUUAUUCUCGGGGCAGAAUUAGAUUCUAUUUACGGAUAAUGGGCACCUCUGUGAUAACAUCCAUAAUCUAGCAUGACUAUAUACUUUUAACUCAGCACUCAAAGCCAUAACUACCACCACCUCCUUUAAUGAUAGCUUUUUAAAAUUGAAUUUUAAAAGACAAAAUAUAAUACAUGUAUCAAAUUAUCACAUCUAUAACUGUGCAAUCACAGAGUAGUAGUGUAGCUACUUUGUUGAAUCUACUGUUUUAUAAAGAACGUGAACAGCAGAAAUACUGACAAAAGUUGAUGCCUAUCUAGAAGUCUAGAUAGCACUUUGCCCAAUUGCUUCUCAACCUAAAACUGAUCUGUUAAAACUCAGCAGAUCCUUGCAUUCUCUCUCCACUCCUAAAAUUGCACCUAUACAUGUUGUUUAAUGUUAUCAUUUAAAUUAAUCAUAAUAUAACACUUGAUGAAUAGCAUAAUUAGAGUAUAUACUGACACACAUGACCUUUUUGUAGUGUAAAGCUCAGAUGUUUCUCCCAUUUUUAAUCAAUUGGUGGGGAUAAUUAUGCAUGUCUGUCUCUCACUUAAUGGGAUGGACAAACCUCUUUGUAUCCAGGUGUAACUGGUGAGAUUUAUAAGACAAGCACUGAUUAAUUUCCAUAUGAGUAGUCGAGAAUGUGUGUGUGUGUGGAACAUAAAGGACCUUUGCAAUGACUGGGGAAUAGGAAUCUAAAUGGUUUCUGGUGACUGUCACGGCACAAAAUCUUUUUGCUCAUGUCGUUAGUUACAUUAUGUUCCAUUUUCUGGGCAGGCUCUGGUGUUCCAAUAUAAUAACUAAGCACUGCUUUUACCUGGUUAUUUUGUAUUUUAUUACACCCAUUACUAUCUGUCUUCCUAUGGUAUGGAAAACUCGUAUCUACCCUGCAGUGUGAGCUAACUGCAACAUGUUUAGAGAGUGAAGCAAUACAUCAUGUUUAGCUGAUUUUGUGUGCUUGCUAAAAUUUUGAUAUUGGUGUCUUCUAUCAAAUGUAUGGCUUUUCUCAAUUAAUGACUUAUUGUUUGGCUGCGCUAAAAGUGCGUUUACCACAAAAGGUGUAGACUAAUGCGUCUGCAUUCACUGUUAUUUUGUCAUUUUUUAUUACUCGGAUAAGCAAGUUUUUUGUUUUCUUUAAAAUGCAAUGACAAAUACAUAGGGAUUGUCCAUUAUUCUUACUUAUUCAAUAUGGGGACAACAAGGCAUAUGUAUAUGUGUUUGUUUCUGUAUUUAGUGCACUUACCAUGAAAUAGGCUUGAAAUAGGAGUGUUGUUUGAGCUUUCUAGUGAUCUGGACUGUGUGUGGUGUGACUUUUGUAACUGAAGAAACAGCAGACUCCAAGUGUCUUCCCUUUGUUUGUUUCCUAAAACUGAGGCUAGUUGACUGAAAUCGCCAGACUGUCUCAGAAUUGUACACUAUUUUUUGGGGACAACAGUGUUUGACUUUGUUUGCUACCUACUAUUAAAAAUGGUAAAUGGCAUCUGCCUAAGUCAAAAGUAUAAUAUUGGACAACAGUUUAAAGAGAUGAUGUUGUUGCUCACAAUGGUGAUGUAGUAAGGAUAACUAAAAAUAAAGCUGUGUUGUAUCCUAACAGAGGAGUCUUUCUCAAUCCUUUGAGUUUGAACUGUUCAACACCCCCCCCCCCCCAAACAUAUUGUAUGAACUGUUCAUUAGCCCUGAACUAAUUAAUACAGGUUUGUUGGGGGGGAAGAAAAAAAAACAUAUUUCCUGUCCUACUUUCUCAGUAUAGGUUUUGUGACACGCACAUGCAUAAGCCUUUUUGUUUUUUUCCCAUUCGUCUUCAGUAACUUGUCCUCACAAAGGUCUCGGGGGUGCUGGAGCUGACAUACAUGUAGUAUUUUUAUGUUCAGUAUGACGAGGUGCAUGGAGUGCUGCUGGGUUUUUCAGAUAGUCAUACAUUAAUCAUAGUCGAGGUAAAAGGUUUUCAUUUUAUUUGUGGUGCGUUUAGCUGUGCUUGUGGACAAAAGCAGUAGUUUUUUUUUUUUUACUUGAAGGAAGGCUUUUUUAUUUUUAUUCCCUGACAACCAAGUAUUUUUUUUUCAGUUAUGGUUAUUUAUUUAUUUAGACAAUGUUAGGUGGUCUUAAGACAAAUGGUUUUUCAAAUUUAUUUAUUUAUUUAUUUGCAUUCUUGGAUAGUUAAGAGAUUAACAAGUGUGUAUUUUUUGUGUAUGUUAAUAUAACUAAAGUUAUGUUAAAAUAUUGGAAUUGAAAUUUGCUAAACCCAGACAUUUAUUCUGGUUUUCUAAAUGUUUCUGUUGUUGUAUGUUUGAGUAGUUUGAAUCGAACGGUGUAUCACCUGAACCACAGAAUGUAUGUACACUAUGUACGUACACUGUGUAAACAAGCUGGAGAUGGCCUGUGUGCACUUCAGAAAAAAAAAUAUGACUUUGGAAAUAUUUGUGAUAGAAGAAUAUGUGAAAAUUAUCAAGAGAACGACAACAGCCCAGGCUCAUGAACAGUACAGUACACUGAGUCCUAGCUUCUCCGGGGGAAGAGUAGGGUUGCAUUUUGGGACUUGUAGUUUAACGGGGCUUUGGUGCCACGCUUGGUAGCCUCCUGGAACACCAAAUGCCUACAAAUCCCAUGUUGCUUUACAGUAAACUCUACUCACAUCAUCUAAUGGUCUGUAGAAAUCUUGUGUUAGCAUGGAAGAAAGGCUCGUCAAGAUGGAGCAGGACGACAAAACUUCAAACGGGUAACACACUAAAAAUUCAAGACACUUCUUUUACCAACUUAGAGCUACUGACGAAUGUUGGGUGAUUUUUAUUUGACGACAAUAUUCAUAAAUGGACGCUUAUCACGGAAAUAUGGCCUGACACAGUAGCGUAUGAUCGCUUUUUUUUUUUUUUAUUUAAACCCAAUGAA
Corythoichthys intestinalis (scribbled pipefish) is the source of this 7488-nucleotide messenger RNA. RefSeq names its product zinc finger protein 512B (gene znf512b). The transcript is spliced from 18 exons. Lineage: Eukaryota; Metazoa; Chordata; Actinopteri; Syngnathiformes; Syngnathidae. Bases 989 to 3487 code for a protein of 832 amino acids. The record is from RefSeq and is a predicted model, not a curated record. Gene Ontology annotation, molecular function: zinc ion binding.